AUGAUGUGUGGGAGGUUGAACAGUUAUAGUUGGAUAUCAUUUAAACUAUAUGUUUUCCAUUUCAGAGGUGCGGCAAAUAGGAGCCAUAUUCUUGAAGAUUUUCGUAACAAUCGAGCACCUCCGUUGCAAAUUACUGAUAUCUUGUCUCAUGUCGUAGACUUCGCGAAAGAUCAACAUGGUUCGAGAUUCAUACAACAAAAGUUGGAGCGGGCUUCUGAUAAAGAAAAACAGUUGUUGUUUGAAGAGGUACUUGCAAAUGCUCACGUGCUUAUGGUGGAUGUGUUCGGGAACUAUGUCAUUCAGAAAUUCUUCGAAUUUGGCACACCUGAGCAAAAAGCUGCUCUCGGUCGUUCACUGAAAGGAAACGUGAUGAAUCUUGCGUUGCAAAUGUAUGGCUGUCGAGUUAUUCAGAAAGCAAUGGAAUCGAUUGAUGAAUCGAUGCAGUUGGAAAUACUUCGCGAAAUGGAGGGUCAUUGUGUUAAAGAUCAAAAUGGUAAUCACGUGGUACAAAAGGUUAUUGAGAAGGUUAAGCCAGAGCGCCUUCAAUUUAUCAUAAAUACUUUUACAAAAAAUGGCUCAGAUACGAUUACUCAGCUUUCGACACAUCCUUAUGGCUGCAGGGUCAUUCAGAGGGUAUUGGAAUAUUGUUCUGAAGAACAAAAGCGGCCUGUGUUGGAAGCGUUACAUGCGAACAUGAGCACUUUGAUAGUCGACCAGUAUGGAAAUUAUGUCGUACAGCAUGUUCUUGAACAUGGAAGUAAUCAAGAUCGCGACCGUAUAGUUCAGGAGGUGGCGGGCAAUGUUCUACGAUAUGCACAACACAAAUUUGCCUCGAACGUGAUUGAGAAAUGUUUGAUCUGUGCCGUAAGUUUCUUCAAUGUUUGUCGGCUUGGAUGUCAUUUAGGAUUCCCACUGCCACCAAUUUUGCUUAUGAUGAAAGAUCAGUAUGCGAACUACGUUGUGCAGAAAAUGUUGGAUAUAGCCGACCCAGUUUAUCGCAAGAAGAUGAUGUACGCUAUAAAGCCACACAUACCGGUGUUGCGAAAAUAUAACUACGGAAAACACAUUAUCAGUUAG
This is a messenger RNA of Angiostrongylus costaricensis, 1077 nucleotides long. NCBI's taxonomy places the organism in Eukaryota, Metazoa, Nematoda, Chromadorea, Rhabditida, Metastrongylidae. The record is from the annotation of a GenBank genome assembly.